CGGCGCAGCAGAGGCUGCAGGCUCCAGGCCGACCCGGAGGCUUCGCCCUAGACCCAAGAACGGCGGAAACUAAGGAGGCUGAUAACGUGAUAACGUGCGACCGGAGCCAGAGACGAGACUCUGGACGCCUCAGCGGGGAGCUCUUCGUACCUAAGUCGCCUCUAACUCUGACGCAGCGACUUUUAUUUGGCCUAGACAGUGUUUUUAGAAGUUGCCAACACUUAAAACCUGACAGGUUUCGUAUUUUUGAAAUUGUUUAGAGUGCCUCCUGAAAAAGCAGAAGACCUAGCCACACGGAGUUUUUACCGUCAUAGCAUUUUUGCACAAGGUGCAAGUACCUUAUUUAUUGUUCUCUGCCAUGCUGAAAUGCUCCUUUCUGGGCAGGAGCCAGAGUGUGCGCCCACUCUCAUUUUUGCUGGGAUGGUAGCUUUGAGAAGUCUGUGGAGGGCUUCUUUGGCCAAGUCUCUAUGGAAAAUGAGAAGCCUCAGAGACUGUAGGUGUGGGAGGGGAAUAUUCCCUCCCUCUCCCACCUGUGAGCAGAUGAGGUCCAUCUGAGUGACAGUGGCUGGCCUGCCUUCCCCCACCCCGUCCCCACCUGGGGGAUCCCCUUAGAGAUCUAGAUUCAGGCCAGGGUGGUGGCACUGUAAAUUUUCCAAAACCCUUGUGCAAUUCAUGUGUAGAGGGAGGAAGGUGUUCUUGGGGGCAGCUAACUACAACCACUGGAGAGUGUUUUCGCUCCAACCUUAGAGUAAAAGUAAUGAUGCUCUGGAGCACUUCUCUGCCAGCCGGUGCUAAAUGCUUUACUUGUACUAACUCAGUCCUCCCGGCCCUGCUGAGGUUGGGACAGUUGCUUGCUCCUCCUACGGCUCCCCAGCUAGCCACUGCAAGCCAGGAUUCAAACCCCGGGGCAGUCUUGCUCAGGGUCCCUCAAUCCGCUUUGCAGUUUCUGAGCAUUUCAAAGUGGGCUUUUUCCUGAUGCCCCAACCAGAAUGGAGUGGCAGGUGCUCCUCACUGGGGUGUUUUAUCACAUCUGGCUUCCAGGCCAACGUGAGCAAUUUGGGGAGAGGAAGCUGGUUUUAGCACUAAACGACUUAAUGAAGCUGUGACAUAGAAUGUAAAACCUGUUACACCCACAGACUACCUGAAUUCCCAGCACUAAAAUAACCUGACCACAAACUCCUGUAGAGCUCAGACAAUGGGUGGCAAGGUCUGCCAGUUCACUAGGCCCAACAACUUACAAUUAAGUGAUUAUUUUUUUUUAACGGGGGGAUGGGGGGCCUCUUUAAAUAUUAACCCCUAAAGUCUUUAUUAACAUUUUUAUUACACUUUUUCAAAUGUGUGCAACGUGUGUGACUGCUCCAUAUUUUGUACUGGAAGAAGGCUCCAACCCCUCUUGUUUCAGAAAAGAAAGGAUGAAGAGCCCCCGGCCCAGGUCCCCGGAAAGCUGAGGGGUCCACCUCCUUGGUCAGGACUCAUAAACCACUGUUGGCCCUCACAGGCCUGUGGGCGCCCGCUCCCUCCCCGCCAGCCAUGGCCCUGGUCAGCAUCAACGAGCUGCCUGAGAACAUUCUGCUGGAGCUGUUCACGCACGUGCCCGCCCACCACCUACUUCUGCACUGCCGCCUGGUCUGCAGCCUCUGGCGAGACCUCAUUGACCUGGUGACGCUCUGGAAGCGCAAGUGCCUGCGGGAGGGCUUCAUCACCGAGGACUGGGACCAGCCCGUGGCCGACUGGAAGAUCUUCUACUUCCUGUGCAGUCUCCGCCGGAACCUCCUGCGCAAUCCGUGUGCUGAAGAGGAUAUGACAUCCUGGCAAAUUGACUCCAAUGGGGGAGACCACUGGAGGGUGGAGAGCCUCCCUGGAGACCAUGGGACAGAUUUUCCGGACUCCAAAGUCAAGAAGUACUUUGUCACAUCUUUUGAGAUGUGCCUCAAGUCCCAGCUGGUGGACCUCAAGGCCGAGGGCUACUGGGAGGAGCUGCUAGACACAUUCAGGCCGGAAAUCGAGGUUAAGGACUGGUUCGCUGCCAGAGCAGACUGUGGCUGUACCUACCACAUCCGAGUCCAGCUGGUCUCAGACAACUACAUCGUCCUGGCCUCCUUCGAGCCCCCGCCCGUGACCAUCGAUCAGUGGAACAAUGCCAAGUGGACAGAGGUCUCCCACACUUUCUCGGAUUACCCGUCAGGGGUCCGCCACAUCCUCUUCCAGCAUGGGGGCAAGGACACCCAGUUCUGGGCAGGCUGGUACGGGCCCCGCAUCACCAACAGCAGCAUCAUUAUCAGCCCUAAGAUGACCAGGGACCCGGCCCCCUCCACAACUCAGCCUGAGACCAUGCAGGGGCAGGAGAAGGCUGCCCGCCUGCCCUCCUCACUUCAUCGCCACAGGCCCUUCUGACAGUCUGUCAUCUGCUGGCCAUUCACCCGUCCUCUGUCUAGGCCUGUCGACUUCCAAAGGUCCCCUCCAGCUGAGCCUGUAGUGGGCAGUGAGGGCCCUUGCCCCGGGAGCGCCUGCCCCAAUUCCAACCUUGGGCAAACCCACCAGUCUGUGGUAACUCCCUGUCAUAUGCUCUGACAUUUUGUGACAAUAAAUGUUUUCAGUAAAACCA
Molecule: messenger RNA, 2605 nt
Organism: Callorhinus ursinus (northern fur seal)
Lineage: Eukaryota; Metazoa; Chordata; Mammalia; Carnivora; Otariidae
Source: RefSeq, a predicted model, not a curated record